UAAACCCUUGCUUGGGACUACGGACGCCCAAUCUGACUAGCCCGUUCUAGGGCGUAAGUUAAGAGAGACGAUCCCGCAUAGAAGACUUCUUUUGCCUUGGACUGGCUGCCAUCUGUUCGAUCAUCGAGCACUUGCUACUCACCGAUAAAUCCGCCAUUGCAUCAGUUAUCCGCCUGAUGCCGGUGGACGAGAAUGCCAUGACUUGGUUCGGCUCCAGCUUGCGUCUCUCCAUUUCCAUCAGGAGUAAUGCGACGUUCCAUUAAGGCCGGGCUGGCUCAUGGUGAUUAAUUGCCGGUGAAGGGGCUAAGCCGUUGGGCUGAAGGGGCGUCUAGUCUCCAUCGAGGGUUACUAGGGCACUAUUUUACAGCUUCGACGGGGCCAUUUAUUUGGCCGAUUGCCCUACGCCAGAGCCCCUCAUGGCUCAAAUAUAACUAUCAGAGGAACCUCAAGCUCUCUUCUCUAGUACCAUCUGUCAGUGUUGUGAUUAAUGUUGCUUUGGCCCGACCUGUUUGUUUCUGACAGUUCCUGGGUUUCGUAUCCCGACACAGAGUUGAACCCCUCUUUUUACGCUCAAUCCAAGGCCCUCAUCUGGCCCUCCUUUCGCAAGGGGCUUUUAUUGCACACAAAAUCCGCGAAUAUUGUCUGUCCCCUGUUGGGCUUGGUCUCAUAAAUGGACUAUACAUACUACCAGCCACCGUUUCAGCAGCAAUACUCGCCGUAUCAAAUACCACAUCCACAGCAGACCGAAGUCGCUCAGCAGAGCCAAUUUCAUCAGCGGCCCGGUGGUGACCAUUAUGAUCCCCGUUUCCAACCAUUUGAUACCCAGCUUCAUUUUGACUCUUCUACUCUCAUGGGAGUGCAUUCACUGCCUUCGCCGGGCCAUUAUGGGAAACAUGUAACUGAUUCCCAAGUUAGCGAUGGUGGCGGAAUUGCACGAAUUACUCUUGAGAAUGGAAUGGAGGACUUUCCGUCCGACAAGACCCUACCAAGGGGUAGUAGCGAAGAGAAGGAAACGUUGACACCGGCUCAAAGUAGGCGUAAGGAACAAAACAGAGCUGCCCAACGCGCGUUUCGCGAACGAAAAGAACGCCGUGUUCGUGACCUCGAACAGGAAUUGAAUCAAUAUAAAAGCAACUAUUCCUCACUCAUGGAAGACCACAGAAGUUUAAAAAGGCAAAUAGAAAAAGUUGCGACGGAGAAUGAAAUUCUUCGAGCUACAUCGAACAGCAACGCGCAGGGAUCGAUUGCCGACUAUGGGCCUAACCGGGUACCCACGCCAACCGGCCUACUGAGAAAUUUAUCUGAUUAUUCUUCAUGCAGUGGAAAUAAGAAAGAACUUGCCUCUCGCACUUUGAGUGGUAACGGGAAGCCGGGGCAGAAACUGCUAGACGCAUCCGCUACGUGGGAUUUGAUCGUGCGUCAUUUGUCAAGCCGGGGUGUGAAGCUCGACAUCCAGGACAUAUACGACAGGUUAAAGAGCCACACCCUGCCUGAUGGCAAAGGUCUUGUUGUCGAUGAAGCACAUGUGCUUCAGGUUAUUGAGGAGAGUGCGGCCGCAGGGAGCGAUGAACUCAUUUAGAUUUUACCCAAUGUCCUUAGCAUCCCCUUCGCAACACUUUCUCCACAUUUGUUCUCAGCCAUACCAGCAACGAUCCGUUCAAUACAACUAUGUUCCCCUGUAUUUAUCUCCGUUGAAGGCAAACAUUGUGGUUACGUUUAAUAUACAUAUAUCCCUUAUUAUUGGAAUUUCUUUGACUGAAUACCAAUUAAUUGCUUACACAGCAUAUCCCACCCAUGCCUCUGUUGGUCGAAAUUGUUGUCCCUUGUUAUCUUCGACAAGUGGAGAUAUAUCCUGAAAUUAACCUCCACAUUUUUAAUUAUCUUGGGUUUGAUCGUUUUUAGCCUGGAGUUCAACCUGCUGCAUGUCUUUCUCCUUGAUAUCUAAUACAUUACCUUGUUUCAGCUUGGCAUUUUGCAUAAAAAAGAGUACAUAAUUAUCCUUUAGAUAUAUUUUAGAUAUAUAUUAUAGCUAUCC
Molecule: messenger RNA, 2035 nt
Organism: Blastomyces dermatitidis ER-3
Lineage: Eukaryota; Fungi; Ascomycota; Eurotiomycetes; Onygenales; Ajellomycetaceae
Product: bZIP transcription factor
Exons: 3
Coding region: 671-1579 (302 amino acids)
Cellular component (GO): RNA polymerase II transcription regulator complex
Molecular function (GO): transcription cis-regulatory region binding; DNA-binding transcription activator activity, RNA polymerase II-specific
Source: RefSeq, a predicted model, not a curated record